GCUGGCACCGGCUGGGGGCGAGCAGACUUCGAGCAGCUGCUGCCGCCGCCGCAGCCGUUGCGACCGCCGCAGCGGAGUUCAGAGGGCCGGAGGUGGGGGACUUCCAACACGGUGGCUGAAAUGUCGUCCACCGCGGCUUUUUACCUUCUCUCCACCCUGGGAGGGUACUUGGUGACCUCAUUCUUGUUGCUCAAAUACCCGACCUUGCUGCACCCGAGAAAGAAGCAGCGAUUCCUCAGUAAACACAUCUCUCACCGCGGAGGUGCUGGCGAAAAUUUGGAGAAUACAAUGGCAGCCUUUCAGCAUGCAGUUACAAUUGGAACUGAUAUGCUGGAAUUGGACUGUCAUAUCACAAAAGAUGAACAGGUUGUAGUGUCACAUGAUGAGAAUCUAAAGAGAUCAACCGGAGUCAAUGUAAACAUCUCUGAUCUCAAGUACUGUGAACUCCCACCUUACCUCGGCAAACUGGAUGUCACAUUUCAAAGAGAAUGCCAGUGUGAAGGAAAAGAUAAUCGAAUUCCAUUACUGCAGGAAGUUUUUGAGGCCUUUCCUAAUACUCCUAUUAACAUCGAUAUCAAAGUCAACAACAAUGUGCUGAUUAAGAAGGUUUCAGAGUUGGUGAAGCAGUACAGACGAGAGCACAUAACCGUGUGGGGCAAUGCCAGUUAUGAGAUCGUGGAAAAGUGCUACGAAGAGAAUUCAGAUAUUCCUAUCCUCUUCAGUCUGCAACGUGUUCUGCUUAUUCUCGGCCUGUUCUUCACUGGUCUCUUGCCCUUUGUGCCCAUCCGAGAACAGUUUUUUGAAAUUCCAAUGCCUUCUAUCAUAUUGAAGCUAAAAGAACCACACACUAUGUCCAGAAGUCAAAAGUUUCUCAUCUGGCUUUCUGAUAUUCUGCUAAUGAGAAAAGCCUUGUUUGACCACCUCACUGCCAGGGGCAUUCAGGUGUAUAUUUGGGUAUUAAAUGAAGAACAAGAAUACAAACGAGCUUUUGAUUUGGGAGCAACUGGGGUGAUGACAGACUAUCCAACAAAGCUUAAGGAUUUUUUACAUAAUUUUUCAACAUAGAAAAGGAGGUACUCGGAAGCAUUCAAAGGAAACAUGAAGAGACCUAAGGGUAGCGGGGGAAAGGUUGCCAUCAUUUCCCUAAGCCAUUUCCAGAAUGGUAAAGGUUUAAUCAGUUAAGUUUUUAUUACCUCAUUUUUAAGCUUGUCUGAGAAUGUAGAAACUAUAUAUUGUAUAUUUAUUUUAAACAAUAUUGCAUAUUUUACAUUUGUAAAUUGUUUAGAAAGAUAACUGGUUGUGACUUGUAACUAGAAGAUUAUUGAUCAAGAGUUCUGUAUAUGAUGCAGUGUUCUACUAUUACAAGUAAUUCCAAAAUCAAAGACUAUGGGAUAAAUUUGACAUCAGCCUUCCCUGGAAUAAGAUCAAAAUUACUGAAGGCCACUACAGCUACUCUGAGUUGUCUCAUUAUUUCCAGGUACAUCUUGAUUAAAGAGGAAAGAAAAUACAGUAGGAGGAGAGCUUAGGAAUCAGUGAUACCGUUAUCUGACAAGCUGUAGAUUGUUAACAGAAGGCAAACUCAGAGAAAGAACUGAAACUUCAUUACUUGAUCAGAAAUAAAAACUGUAGACAAUUAAAUUUCUUGGUUGCUGUUGUUAAUGGAAUCUUGGAAUCUUCUUCAGUGUAGCAGUGCUACCAUGUCCUUUCUUUUUGGUAACAUUUAAAAUGGGAAUUAUUAAAUGUAAAUUAAGACCCAACAGUCACAUAUUUGUGUUUCCUCUAAAGAAAUGUAAAUUUUCCGUUUUUGGCAAUGACAAACCGUUUGAUCCUUACAUCUAGAUUUUAAAUAACAUCUCGAAUCUUAAUAAUCCUAUAAAACUGAUGAAAAUACACAUCAUUGUUUUAACACUUAAGGUAUAAACCACCUGUUCCUGACCUUUAAGGAUUAGGUCUUCUGAAUACUAAGUGGAAACAAUUUCUCAAAGCAUUAGGCAUCACUUUCUCAGCUUUUCUGAUAUGACUUCAUGUAAAUCUGUUUCUAAUCUUUUUGACUAAUUUUCAUGAUCUCUUUGGGAGGUAAAUAUAAUAUGGAAUAAUAAGGGUUUUUUACCUAGAUUACAUCUCUCACUUGGAGUUUGCCCACUAGCAGCUAUGAAGGAUGAUUAUACUCCCAUCUAUCUCUGGAUGACAUAACUAACAUUUUGCUUUUUGUUUAAACUGGAAUAAAAUUUUACAAGAACAAA
This is a messenger RNA of Suricata suricatta (meerkat), 2243 nucleotides long. It is a transcript of the gene GDPD1, whose product is annotated as glycerophosphodiester phosphodiesterase domain containing 1. The transcript is spliced from 10 exons. Lineage: Eukaryota; Metazoa; Chordata; Mammalia; Carnivora; Herpestidae. Gene Ontology annotation, biological process: N-acylethanolamine metabolic process; glycerophospholipid catabolic process. Gene Ontology annotation, cellular component: endoplasmic reticulum membrane. The record is from RefSeq and is a predicted model, not a curated record. Gene Ontology annotation, molecular function: phosphatidylcholine lysophospholipase A1 activity; phosphoric diester hydrolase activity. Bases 121 to 1065 code for a protein of 314 amino acids.